Messenger RNA from Helianthus annuus (common sunflower), 1118 nucleotides. RefSeq names its product B3 domain-containing protein At2g32645. NCBI's taxonomy places the organism in Eukaryota, Viridiplantae, Streptophyta, Magnoliopsida, Asterales, Asteraceae. Bases 528 to 989 code for a protein of 153 amino acids. The record is from RefSeq and is a predicted model, not a curated record. The transcript has a single exon. Gene Ontology annotation, molecular function: DNA binding.
AAUAUUAUUCUUAUGCAUAUCUAUGUCGUACGGAACCCGAUUUUCCGUCACAAAUACAAAUAUCCCACAAUCUGUCACUAUAAGUACCCAUCCAUAUUCACAACUAAUUCCAUACCCACAAAAUUAAUCAACCCUUCGAUCAAUCUCCUGCAUUCUUUAAUUCACAAACGCAACAACUAGUCAUGGCGGAUGCAGGUGUGAUCAUGUCAGACACUGCACCCAUGAUCAGAUCACGUAACGCGAAAAGAUUGACGACAGAAAACAAUAUUUACCUGCGAAAGAUCAGAACUUGCGAACGAGAAGUUAAGAUUCUUUCGUGACAUGGAGUUACGUGAACAAGAAACAAACAAGUCAAACCCUAAAUCCGUCCGUACAGCCGGGAAGAACAAAAGAUAUCAAAGCGUAAACGGGCACCAUCCACCGGAAAAGCCCGUAGUAAGAAAAGAAAAGUACCAAAGAAGGCCGAAGAGAAGCCGGUGGUGGUGAACGAGAUAACGGAGCGGUUGAAAGAGUUUAUUGUGAAUGAGAUGAAGGGUACGGAUGUGAGAGUUGUGAUACAGAAGAAGUUGUUUGAUUCGGAUACUAGGCAUGGGUUAAACAGGUUGAACAUGCCGGUUAACCAACUGCAGACAAAUGAGUUCUUGACGGUGGAUGAGAAGGAACAUCUUAGAAAAGGAAAAGGAAACCAGAUUGAGGUUCGGUUGUUGGGGCCAACGUUGGAGAUCUACAAGGAUCCGAUGAAUUUGAGGUGGUGGCCGAUGGAAAGCUCUGAAAAUUAUGUGUUUGCGACUAACUGGUAUAGGUUUUGGUCGACGAAUAAGUUGCAUUUGAAGAGAGACUCGAAUGUUCAAGUGUGGUCGUUUCGUGGAUCGGAUCAGAAGUUGUGUUUUGCUGUUGUUUGUGUGGAGGAACCGGUUGUUGAAGUCGUUGAGGAUGCCUGCAUUAUGUUUAUGUUUAUUUACCAUUCAUGUGUUUUGUUGAAUAUUUAGAUUUUGUUGAUCAUUUAGUUUUGAAAUGUACAUGCUCUUGAGGAGGAAAGUAUAUGUAAGAGCUUAUUAUGGUGUGAUUUACAUUGGUUAUAUUGUGUGAAGUUGAUGCAAAUGUUAUUAAAUAUUAAA